AGAUAUAGGUAUAUGUUGAUCCGCGCUCAUCUAUCAGCGCUGCUGCGCUGCGCUCACAAAAGACUCCCUCCUCAAUAUAUCAGGUACCGCCGCCAUCUCUGAAACAACUCUUUCCUUUCUCUCUCCGUCUCUCGCCUCGCCGCCUCUCGCUUGCUUCCGGAUUUGCCUACUGUCUCGCGUCACGCCUCUAUGCUCUCUCUCUCUCGGCGCCGCCUCCGGUCAAGCCAGCACACAGCGGCGAUUAGGUAGCUUAGGUUCAUCUGUAUCAAUGUUUGUUCAUCCAUUUUGCUUGCUGGUUUUCGGAAUUGAUUCAGUUGACGAGCUUUUAGCGAUGUGAGUCGAUUUUCAGUUGAUGAGCUUUUGAAUCGAAGGGUUUUUUUUUUUAAUUUCUUUGUGAAAUCGGUAAUUCGGGCACUCUUAUAUCCGAUACGGGCCGAUUAGGAUAUCCCACUAAACUACUCGGGGUCGGGUAUUGAUUUGGUGGUUUAUACCGUGGAAUUUAGGAUCAGGUAAAAGGUAAAAUCGGGUGGGGGUUUAACAAGUAUUGACAGCUAUUGCUUCUUCACAAGUUUAAGGUUUAGAAAAGCCAAGAGUUGGGAGGAGAGAGAAGUGGGGAUGGCGAGAAACAUAGUGAAGAAAGCAUCGUUAAUCGGUGAAAUGGGCUUCAUCAAAGGCGGCGGCAAGAUCAACUGGUUCCCCGGCCACAUGGCUAGUGCCACUCGGGCCAUCCGCGACCGCCUCAAACUCUCCGAUUUCGUCAUCGAAGUUCGGGACGCCCGUAUACCAUUGUCAUCUAAGAAUGAUGAACUGCAGCCUUUGCUGGAGGGUAAAAAGCGCGUCGUUGCUCUCAAUAAGAAAGAUUUGGCCAACCCCAACAUCAUGCAUAAAUGGAUUGAGUACUUUGAUUCAGUCAAACAAGAUUGUUUAACGAUAAAUGCUCACAGCAGAAGUUCUGUUCAAAAGCUUCUAGACCUUGUUGAGUACAAAAUGAAGGAGGCUAUCCGUAAGGAGCCAACCCUCCUUGUCCUGGUGGUUGGUGUUCCCAAUGUUGGAAAGUCUGUGCUAAUCAAUUCCAUCCAUCAAAUAGCAUCAUCUCGGUUUCCUGUGCAGGGGAAAAGAAAGCGAGCUACUGUGGGACCCUUGCCCGGAGUCACUCAAGAUAUUGCUGGAUUCAAGAUUGCGCAUCAGCCUAGCAUAUAUGUUCUUGAUACGCCUGGAGUGUUGGUUCCAAGUAUCCCAGAUAUAGAAACGGGGUUAAAGCUAGCUGCAGCAGGUUCUGUGAAGGACUCUGUAGUUGGUGAGGAGCGGAUAGCUCAAUACUUGCUAGCAGUCUUGAACAGCCGAGGCACUCCUCUUCAUUGGAGGCGAUUCAUGGAUGUAGAAACUGACAGGCGUCUCGACAGUGAGGAUAAACCCGACUACAGCCUUCCAAAUCUUUUGCCAAAGAGGAAGACACCUCCUAGUAUUAAAUCUGAUGUUGUCUACAUUGAGGAUAUGGUUAGUCGUGUUCAAGGGGCGCUGUGCAGGACGCUGAUGGAGUUCGAGGGAAGCUUGGAAGACGAGGGCGAGUUUGGAGAUCUUAUAGACGUGCAGUUUGAAGCACUGCAGAAAGCUCUAAAGAUACCCCAUAAAACCUCAGAGGGUCGAACUAUGGCGUCCAAGAAAUUCCUCACACUCUUCAGAAUGGGCAAGCUCGGGCCCUUCAUCCUUGAUGAUGUCCCUCAUCCGGCUGCGUCUGAUUGUACGUAGAUAGAAUCUUGGAAACGCGAGUGAGGUCAGUUUUUCACCUCCAAGUUUUGCUUGCUUUGACGAUUUACCAUUUUAGCUAGAAAUCACAUGUAUAAGAUGAUAACAUCACUCCGUAUUUAGCACUGUAAGGGCCUGAUUAGAUAAGGCCAAGAUAGGUAUACAUCCAGCCAUGAUACACAGUAAUGAAAGCCUGAGAUAUGGGUUGGGCCCUAAAACACUGUUCAUCUUCUCUUCUGUAAAUAAAUCACGUCUACCUCCUUCGAUUGCA
Salvia miltiorrhiza (redroot sage) is the source of this 2017-nucleotide messenger RNA. RefSeq names its product short integuments 2, mitochondrial-like. The transcript has 8 exons. Gene Ontology annotation, molecular function: GTPase activity; GTP binding. Lineage: Eukaryota; Viridiplantae; Streptophyta; Magnoliopsida; Lamiales; Lamiaceae. Bases 616 to 1749 code for a protein of 377 amino acids. The record is from RefSeq and is a predicted model, not a curated record. Gene Ontology annotation, cellular component: mitochondrion.